CCACGGUCUCCAUUCAACUCUACAACCAAAGACCUGCUCCUGAAACCUUCAACGUUUUUGCUUCUGUUCAGUGACUCAAACAAGACUUCAACAUGGUGUCGAUGGGACGACAGAUGCUGGGCUUAAUCCUGGCCAUCAUUGGCUUCCUGGCGACCAUCAUUGUGUGUGCCUUGCCCAUGUGGAAGGUCACAGCCUUCAUUGGAGCCAACAUAGUGACAGCGCAGAUCAUCUGGGAAGGCUUGUGGAUGAACUGUGUGAUGCAGAGCACAGGCCAGAUGCAGUGCAAGAUCUAUGAUUCUUUGCUGGCUCUACCUCAGGACCUUCAGGCUGCCAGAGCUCUUGUGAUCGUUUCCAUCAUCGCUGCUGCCUUUGGUGUCAUCCUGGGCAUCGUGGGAGGCAAGUGCACCAACUUUAUGCAGGAUGAAAUUUCCAAAGUCAAGGUGGCCAUUGCUGCUGGAGUCGUCUUCAUCAUUGCCGGUGUUCUUGUCCUCGUCCCUGUCUGCUGGUCUGCCAACACCAUCGUCAGAGAUUUCUACAAUCCCCUUUUGACCGACCCUCAGAGGAGAGAGAUGGGGGCUUCGCUCUACAUCGGCUGGGGUGCAGCUGGGCUUCUCAUCCUGGGUGGUGGUCUCCUCUGUAGCUCCUGCCCUCCCAAAGACAGCCCAGAGUAUCCAGUCAAGUACUCCGGUGUGAGGUCGACAGCAACCAGCCAAGCCUACGUCUGAGAGAUCGAUUCUCUUGAGAAAGACUGCAAAUUAUUUUACUUUUGUUAGGUGAUCCUCCUUCAUUGUGAGUUUCUCACUUUUUUGUGACAUACAGUGAGAACAAAUUUACUGAGAAAUUCAGAUUUCUUUGGUGGAGGCAAGAGUGUUUCUUGAGGAAAGAAAAACACUGUGGUAUGAAACUACAGUACUGGCAAAAAAAACUCUUUCAGUAUACUGACUGGACUGAAUGAGAGCUAUUCAAUAUCAAACUUAUAACAAACUAAAUUUGCCUCUGAAUGUUAAGUAAAUCUAUGCUGUGCUAGAAUAAUGUUAAUGGUUGAUAAAAGCUAUGAUUGACAGAAAUUUUUACUUUACCACUGAUACAUUGUGAAUUUACUGUAGAUAAUAUUUUACAAAUAUCUUAUAAACCAUAUGCAGCACCAACCAAAUACUAUUAAUAUCUAUUGCACUAUAAUUGCAAUAUAAUAUAAUAACUAUUAAUAUCUUUUGCACUAUAACUAUUAUAAUUGAAAGGACAGAAAGAGAAUAAAGACUGAGAUUUCUGCCAUGAGGCCUUCACAAACUUGUUAUCCCAUUAUAGAAAGUAAAAUUGCACAACACUACACAUUGUAUUUCUAGAGGAUGGUAUGUGAUCCAAUACAUUGUUGUGAUUUAAAAUUAAUUUACUCAAACAGUCACUGUGACCUUUGAUUAUUAUAAAUCUUUCAUAUUUUUAUUUCUUUUGGAUUGAUUUUUUGCAUUCAAGUAGAAAUAUUUGCAGUUCAUGAUGUCUGGAAUAUUGUAUCAACAUUUUUGUGAAGGUUGCAUUGUUUUUUCAUAAGGAAGUCAGUGUCAAUUUAUUUAUUUCUUCGUCAUACAAAGCAGAUUUUGUAGAGUGAUGAUUAUGAUGUGGUUUUUUUUGUAAAUGCCACUUUAUUUUUCGAGAUUAUAUAACAGAAUUUCAAUAAAACAUUUGUGGUAUAUUCACA
Messenger RNA from Micropterus salmoides (largemouth bass), 1693 nucleotides. RefSeq names its product claudin-4-like. The transcript has a single exon. Gene Ontology annotation, molecular function: structural molecule activity. Lineage: Eukaryota; Metazoa; Chordata; Actinopteri; Centrarchiformes; Centrarchidae. Gene Ontology annotation, cellular component: bicellular tight junction; plasma membrane. The record is from RefSeq and is a predicted model, not a curated record. The coding region runs from base 93 to 725 and encodes 210 amino acids. Gene Ontology annotation, biological process: cell adhesion; bicellular tight junction assembly.